Messenger RNA from Thalassophryne amazonica, 2780 nucleotides. It is a transcript of the gene anks3, whose product is annotated as ankyrin repeat and sterile alpha motif domain containing 3. Gene Ontology annotation, cellular component: cilium. The coding region runs from base 245 to 2209 and encodes 654 amino acids. Lineage: Eukaryota; Metazoa; Chordata; Actinopteri; Batrachoidiformes; Batrachoididae. Gene Ontology annotation, molecular function: protein binding. The record is from RefSeq and is a predicted model, not a curated record. The transcript is spliced from 15 exons.
AACAAUGUGCUCAUUUAGUCGCAAUUCAUUCAGGGCGAGAGUCGUGGAGAGACGUUUGCUGUUGGGUUGGAAUUUUCUCGCUAAGCUAGCUCUAGCUUCAACAUAACGGAACUUCACGUUAGUUAUUUGUUGAUAAAUGACAACACGAAGCUUUGUGGGGAAAAAAGGCGUUUGACACCGUUCUCCAUCGAAGACUACUAGGAAAACAGUAGUUACAGCAUUAGAGGUGUGCACUGAGGGGAAAAUGUCUGAGCUAAGUGAUGAAGCCAGUGAGUCAGAGCAGCUGAAUGCCAGCCUCUCCUUGUGGCUGGGUGACUGCUUGGUGUGUCCCGAGGAGCUGGAUGUUCCUCUGGACCUCUACACUGCCUGCUCGAUUGGACAGUACGAUGUAGUGGCAGAGUGCAUCAAAAAACGAGAGGUGGAUUUGGAUGGUAAGAACAUUGGAGGAUGGACUCCGCUGAUGUAUGCAUCUUAUAUCGGCCAUGACAACAUUGUAAAUCUCCUGCUGGAGGCUGGCGUGAAUGUAAAUGCACCCACCGUGAAAGGACUGACCCCCCUGAUGCUGGCAGCAAGCUGUGGCAAUGAAAGUAUCGCAUACUUUUUGCUUCAGCAAGGCGCUGAUUUGGAGCUGAAGGACUCUCGAGGUUGGACCGCUCUCUUCCACUGCACCAGCACAGGCCAUCAGAUGGUCAAGUUCCUGCUGGACAACAAUGCUGAUGCCAAUGUGAAAGAGCACGUGUCUGGUUUCACUCCUUUGAUGGAGGCUGCUGCUUGUGGCCAUGAAAUCAUUGUUCAGUACCUGCUUGAUCAUAAAGUUAAAGUGGACGAUCGCAACGCUAAGGGAGAGACUGCCCGCAUCUUAGCCAUGAUAUACGGCUAUACCAAGAUCGUCAGCCUCAUUGACACACACUCUUCAAAAAUCAAACUGGGGCGUUUUGAGGACCUGAGCUCAUCUGAGGACUCCGAUAGCGCACCCCGGAGGCACCGGCUAAGUCGGAGCCGAACUAAAGGCAUUAGCAUUCAUGACGGGCCCCAGGCCAUCGCCAAGUUCCGAGUAGGAGACACCAGCAAACUGUGUGAGCCACCUGCGGCACCACCAGGCUACGUGACAUUCCGUGACACUGGGGAACAGAGUGACAUAAUCUCUUACCGUGAUGUCACCUCGCCCAUUAACGAACUGGACGGCCAGAGCAACAGCAGCAGAGACGAGAGUCCGUUCUUUGACAAUGACAUGUCCACCAUGAGGAGCAGCAGUAGCAGCAGCGAAUGCCUGCCUCAUGCGAUUGGCCUAAACUGGGAAGGAUCUGUGGAGAGUAAUGAUGAUUCUGAUCAAUGCAAAAAGAGCAGCUCUCGCCGAGUAAGUAAGAACCAUCACUCAAAAGGCAAGAGUCGCCAAGGGAGCAGCGACGCAGUAUACUUCAGUAGCACAGCAAACUGUGGGACCCAGUCGCAUGUUGGUCCUUCACCCUCAUACGCUGGCCCAAAGGAUCUGGCAGAGUUCUUGGAGCAAAUUGGCUUCUCAAAGUACCUCCCCUUACUCGAAGAGCAAGACAUUGACCUGCGGAUCUUUCUCACCCUCACUGAGAAUGACUUAAAGGAAGUAGGGAUCACACUGUUUGGACCAAAACGCAAGAUGACCUCUGCUAUUGCGAGAUGGCACAGCAGUGCUCGACCACCCAGCGAUGCUUUAGAACAGUCCUAUGCUGACAAGCUCGAGGCUGAGAUGCAAGAGAUGGCCAUUCAGCUCCACAAGCACUAUGAGGAGGUGGGGAGCCUGCAGAGCCAAGUGUCCCAGGAAAAGGAGCUUCGUACUGUGAUGGAGGGAUGCCUGAUGGAGGACAAGAUGGCCUGGAGGAGGGUCCAUGCUGAGUUAGUGGAGAAUCACCGUCUGGCACAAGACAUGUGUGCCACACUGGCAAAGGCCAGAAGCUGCCGCGCUGAACUACUCUCUUGUCUCACCACAAGUGGGAGUGGUGGCGUGGAAGAUACAGUAAAGGGUGAUACUGGUGUUCACAGUGAGUUCAAGUGCACACCAUCUCUCUCUACAUGUGUUUCCACAGAGGGCCUGACUCCCACAUCUUUUCUAGAUCUAAUGAAGAAGUUGGAUUCCUGUGAAGAAGAACUUGCGGGAACCUUACAAAUCGUACUUCAGAGCCUCAGGCGACUGAGUGCUACAGAGAAAGUCUCCGAUAGCUGGGAGCAUCCUUAACCUUUACAGGUGCAUCUGUCACCAUUGACGGAGGGUGAGUUUACCACCCUGAACCCGAUGCGAGAGAAGGCCAAAGACGAGGCCAGCCUUGUCAAGCAGCUGCUGCUUUGAGAAGAGGCUGACGUACCAGAGCUCGCCACACGUGGACGAGGUCAGAGGCAGCUACUGCAGCAAAGUGACAAGCAGGCAGGAAGGGUACGUGACCCUCACAUGCUUGUGCAGGUGUUUACUGGACUUGUGUAAUGGCACUGCAGAAGAGGAGGGAUGAACAUGCAUCUUUCUUCAAGCUGUCUUACUGUGAAAAGUAUGAGAUGAGGUGGAAAAGUUUUCACCACAAGAAGAAAAGGUACAUUUAUUUAAGAUGCGAUAGUCUAUUUAGUUCAAGUGUUCAUACAGCUGUGCUUCAGUUUGAAUGAGAUCUUUGUGUAUAUGCUGUUGAGUAUUAACUGUCCUGCUGGAUGUAUUUUAAAGAGUAACUCAUGGUAUACAGUGCAGUUGGUGUGAAUUUCUCUUUCUACAUGCAGUUUGACACUGAAAUUCCCUUUCCAUGUCUCAUCAUUACCAGCUGAAC